CCCAGCCUCCUGCCGAGCUGCUGCUGCUGGCUGACACUCGGGGUUUCGGGCCGCCGGCCGGCCGGCGGCUGUAGUAGUAGUUGGAAGUACGCCUCGGAGACUCGGGGGCGUCGCAGGCCCCUCGGACCCCUGGAUUUAUUCAGAUGUUGGAGUGACAUUAAUGAAGAGAUGUUGGAGUAGGUGUGAAUGUCGAGCUUAUUGAUAUACCAGAAGACAGAGUCCAUUUGUUUGGGUUCCUUAUUUUUUCUCCUGCUGUUCUGAUUGUUCUCCAAUGUAAAACUAGAAAAACUUAGAAAAUAAAAGGAAGAUGUUAUGAUCUUGAGUUAUCUUUUGAGGAAAAAAGUAAAGUGGCCAAGAUAAAGCAGGCAUGGCAUCAAGAGAGAGGCUUUUUGAACUUUGGAUGCUUUAUUGUAACAAGAAAGACCCAGACUACCUGAAGCUAUGGUUGGAGAGUUUUGUUUCUAGCUAUGAGCAAUUCUUAGAUGUGGACUUUGAGAAACUGCCUACUCGAGUGGAUGAUGUGCCUCCUGGAAUAUCUCUUCUUCCAGAUAAUAUUCUACAGGUUCUAAGAAGCCAGCUACUGCAGUGUGUGCAAAAAAUGGCAGAUGGACUAGAGGAGCAACAACAGGCUUUGUCAAUUCUCCUUGUCAAGUUCUUCAUAAUCCUUUGCAGAAACCUCUCUAAUGUGGAAGAAAUUGGGACUUGUUCCUACAUUAAUCAUGUUAUCACCAUGACAACACUCUAUAUUCAGCAACUAAAAAGCAAAACAAAAGAGAAAGAUGUGGCAGAUCAGACUUCUAUUGAAGAAUUUGUAAGACAUGCACUGGCUUUUUGUGAGAGCUUAUAUGACCCGUAUCGGAACUGGAGGCAUAGAAUUGCAGGAAAGAGCCUUAGUACUGUGGAAAAGAGCAGACAGAAAUACAAAGCAGCCUCUCUUACAGUGGAAUUCAUUCCUUUCUUUUACCAGUGUUUCCAGGAAAGUGAACAUCUCAAGGAAAGCCUUAAAUGUUGCCUGUUACAUCUCUUUGGAGCCAUUGUAACUGGUGGACAGAGGAAUGCUCUACAAGCAAUUUCACCAGCUACUAUGGAAGUCCUUCUUCGAGUUUUGGCAGAUUGUGAUUCCUGGGAUGAUAGAGAUCCUGAGGAAGUGAGUAGGAAGGCAGAGUUAACUCUUAAGUGCCUGACAGAAGUGGUACACAUUCUCCUGAUUAGCAGCUCAGACCAGCGGCAAGUGGACACCAGCACCAUUUUGGAGAACUACUUCAAGUUGCUGAACUCUGAUCACUCUGCAAUACCUCCUCACAGGAGGUCCAGACAGUGGGAGAACCGGUUCAUCACACUACAGAUACAGAUGUUGAAUACCAUCACGGCCAUGUUAGAUUGCACAGACAGGCCUGUUCUACAGGCUAUUUUCCUUAACAGUAAUUGCUUUGAGCAUCUUAUCCGACUGCUACAGAAUUGCAAGCUAUUUUUAAAUGCUAACAGUAAGGUGGCAGACAAGAACGAGAAAGAUCUUGCCAACAAAUUACUGACAGAAAUGAAUGAGGACCAGGUAUUUCAAGAACAAUUGGAUUGUUUGGCUAUAUCUACCAUUCAGGCCCUGACAGCAGUGAUGAACAAAUCUCCAGCUGCUAAGGAGGUGUUUAAAGAACGAAUUGGUUAUGCACAUAUGUAUGAGGUAUUAAAAUCCCUUGGUCAACCUUCACUGGAAUUGCUAAAAGAACUUAUGAAUAUGGCUGUAGAAGGGGACCACACAUCUGUUGGGAUUUUGGGCAUUAGCAAUGUCCAGCCCUUAUUGUUGCUUAUCCAGUGGCUUGCAGAACUAGAAUCACAUGACCUACAGAUAUUCAUCUCUGAAUGGUUGAAGCGAAUUUGUUCUCUUAAUAGACAGAGUCGAACUACCUGUGUCAAUAACAACAUGGGUCUCCGAAUCAUCGCUACCCUUGCUUCCCAUUCUUCACUUCAUUGUACUUGUGCAGAGAACUUGAUUGCUCUCCUUGGUUCUUUGGGGAGUCAGUCAAUGAGUAGCGAAGAGCUCCACAGAUUAAUAAGACUCCUGAGAACAGAUGAAUCCAAGAAGAUCCAUUCUUAUACCAUUCCUGUAUUGCGUGCCAUCCUGGCAAUGGCUCGUAAGCAAACUUUAGAGAGUGCACUGCAGUAUUUUAAUUUGUCUCAUAGUAUGGCAGGUAUUUCUGUACCAUCCAUUCAGAAAUGGCCAGGGUCUGCCUUUUCCUUCAGUGCUUGGCUUUGCCUAGACCAGGAUCAGUUGAAUAUUGGAAUCUCUAACAAGGGAGGGAAGAGAAAACAACUCUACAGCUUUUUUACAGCAAGCGGCAUGGGCUUUGAAGCCUUUCUGACUUCUUCGGGAGUAUUAGUGGUGGCUGUGUGCACUAAGAGAGAGUAUGCAACUGUCAUGCUUCCUGAACACAGUUUCUGUGAUUCCCUCUGGCACAACAUAACCAUUGUUCACAUGCCUGGAAAAAGACCCUUUGGUCAGAGCCUUGUCUAUAUCUACGUCAAUGGACAACAGAAGGUUUCUGCCCCUCUCAGGUUUCCUGCAAUGAAUGAACCUUUUACUUCAUGUUGUAUUGGCUCAGCUGGACAAAGGACAACCACACCCCCUCCAUCCCAAAUCCCAGACCCACCUUUCUCCUCUCCAAUCACUCCUCACCGAACAUCAUUUGGUGGAAUUCUGGCUUCAGCCUCCUGGGGAGGAGGAACACCUGAAAAAUCAGAGUUGCUAACCAAGUUAAUUUCAGCUGGAACUCAGGAUAGUGAAUGGGGAUGUCCAACAUCUCUAGAGGGUCAGCUUGGGUCAGUAAUCAUCUUCCAUGAAGCGCUACAUGCUCCUCACGUGAAACUGUUAUAUUUGGCAGGUCCAAACUGCUUAAGUCCUUGGAAAUCCCCUGAAUUUGAAAUGCCAGAUCUGCCUAGUAAAAUUCUUCUGUACUACACACCAAAGGCCUGCAGAAAUUCUAUCUGCCUAGAUUUAUCAACCAAUUGUUUUCAUGGAAGAUUAACAGGAAACAAAGUAGUGAACUGGGACAUCAAGGAUGUUAUAAAUUGCAUAGGUGGCUUGAAUGUCAUCUUUCCACUGUUGGAACAAAUCAGUUUUUUUGAUGGACAGAUAACUGAAAGAAAUAAGGAAAGUGUGCUUCCUGAGAUGAUGACACCUGUAGAAGGAGACUGGGUAAUAUUAUCUUCUACAAAAGCUUCAGAAUCUAGACUAGAGAAGAACUUAGUUGCAAUGUUUAUCUUGGUGGUAAAGCACUUUAUUCAGAGACACCCUAUCAAUCAAGAAAAUUUCAUUCACUCCCAUGGAGUUGCGAUCCUUGGUGCUUUACUACAGAAGGUUCCAAGUAACUUAAUGGAUGUGAAUGUAUUAGUUGCAGUGCAGCUACUAAUUGAGCAAGUGUCAGUGGAGAAAAAUAUUCAACUUCUGCAGCAAAUGUAUAAAUUUUUACUUUUUGAUUUUCGUAUCUGGAAUCGUGGAGAUUUUCCCUUUCGGAUUGGUCAUAUACAGUAUCUUUCUACUAUUAUCAAAGAUAGCAGAAGGGUCUUCCGAAAGAAGUACGGUGUGCAAUUUCUACUGGAUACACUCCGGAUUCAUUAUGGGACUAAUUGUAAAGAGAGCAGUGAAUUGUCUUCAGAGGAUGUCCAAACAAUACGGACAUCCUUGUAUGGGUUGAUCAAAUACUUUUUGAGCAAAGGUGCAACACUGGAAGAAAUACAGAGCAUCAUGGGAUACAUAGCUGUUAUCAAUGAAGAAGACCAGCUCUUUGGAAUUUUGGAUGUCCUCUUCAGUCUGCUUCAUACCAGUCCAGUACGAGAUCAACUUUUCUUACUGCUCUUUGAGCCAGGAAAUGCUGAUAUACUCUAUGUCUUGCUGUUAAAUCAGAGAUAUUCUGAUAGAUUAAGAGACCUGAUAUUUAAGAUUAUAGAACAGAUGCUGAAAUGCACUAAAGUCUAUGAAAGGAGUAAACAGAGUAUUCGACUUAGAGACGUUGGUUACUCAGGGCUGGGGCUCCUUCUGAGUGAAGUACCAGUAAUGUUUCCCUUAUUAAAAGAUUUUACAUAUUUUUUCUCAUUCACAGAUACUGUUGUGAAUUUCAAAGAUCUAUUAGCUGUAAUGUACAUGUCUCAUAAAGGAUACACUGUCAGAGUGCCUAUGUGCAGAAAGGUUUACAAAUGUUGCAGGCCCCAAUCAGAUAUAGCCCAACAGAUUUCUCAGCAAGUAGGAUGGCAAGAGACCUUGGUUAGGCUUUUUCUAAAAUUAAAUUUUGUAAAUGGAAAUGGACUAAGGCAUAGCAGGACUGAUUUUAUUAAGGAAGAAGACAAAAACCAUGCCCCUGAAGAUCCAAAGAAGUACUGUGAUGAAAAGGGAGAAGGAGAGAAAGUGAACUCCUUUGUUUUGCCCACUACAGCUUUUGAUUCCGUGGUGCUUGGAGGAAAGACAAUCUCUAACUCUAACACACACUUACUAUUAGAUGAUAGUUCAGUGUCAGAAAACCAUGUGUGGCGUAAUAAUUCAGUCCCACUUGAGUUUGGAUCUCAUGGGAUUGACUCAUUGGAACUAAGUGAUAGUGGGAGUCAAAUGCCAGACAGUUUGCCCAGCACACCAUCCUCCAUAGAGGGUUCUUCUAAAGCAUUUUCUGUGCCACUUGACAAGGAGUGCACCCUUACAAAUGACAUGGGAUACAUUGAUGACCUUUCAUUAUUUGAAAAUCAAGAGCUUUGUCUUUUUUUCCCCCUAGAGAUGUAGGAAGAGCUCCUACAAUUAAUGACAAGCAUUCUGAGUUGUGUGAUGUGUAGGGGAAUAGAAAGGUCGGAUGACGCUGCUUGGAUUGAAAGGGGUCAAGUGCUUUCUGCUCUAACUAAACCAGGAAUUUCCAGUGAGCUACUUAGACCCCCAGAGGAAAUAAAACUGUGUUUGCUACAGAAGAUGUUAGAGUGGGCAGUUGCAGAAAACAGAGAGGCAAAAACUAAUCCAGCAACUGCAGAAAAUGCCUUCCGACUUCUGCUCAUCCUACAGGAUUUUCUGCAGACAGAGGGACUAGUUAACUCAAAUCUGUGGACUGAAAAGCUUUUAGAAGACAUGAUGCCUCUCUUUGACAGCCUAUCCAUCUGGUACUCAGAUAGCCCAGAGUGGGUGAAACUUUCUCAAAUUCAAAUCCAUUUGCUUCUGGGAUUCAUUGGGACAGAUAAUUUACAGGUUUGUGCCAUGGCCUCAGCCAAGCUGAAUACACUUCUUCAGACCAAAGUGAUUGCAAACCAAGCUGAAGCAUGUUACCUGUUAGGGAAGUUGGAGCCUGUUCUGAGCCAGUCUAUCAGGGAGCAGACGGAAACCUACUCAUUUCUCAUUCCUCUUUUUCGUUCCCUCGUGUCUAAGAUUUAUGAGCUGCUCUUUAUGAAUUUGCACCUUCCCUCAUUCCCCACCACUAAUGGCAGCCCCUCAUUCUUUGAGGAUUUUCAAGAGUACUGUAAUUCACAUGAGUGGAAAAUUUACAUCGAGAAAUAUAUCAUGCCCUAUAUGAAGCAAUAUGAAGUUCAGACAUUUGGCGAUGGCUGUGAGUCUAUGGCACUUUAUUGGAAGGACUGUUACGAAGCCUUAAUGGUCAACAUGCAUAAACGAGACAGAGAAGGAGGAGAAAGCAAACUCAAAUUUCAGGAUUUUUUUGUGGAACCAUUUAAGAGAAAGGCACGUCAAGAAAACUUACGUUAUAACAGUAUGCUUAAACAAAUUAACAGCCAACAUUUAGCCACUUUGAGACAGUGGAAGGCAAUCCAGCUUUAUCUGACAUGUGAAAGAGGUCCUUGGGCUGAAAGGAAACAGAAUAUUAUUCACUGGAAACUUGCUAAUGUGGAAAAUUAUUCUCGAAUGAAGCUUAAAUUGGUACAGAAUUAUAAUUUUAACUCUCAUGAGGAAGCCAGUGCUUUGAGGGACAAUUUAGGUGUCCAGCACUCCCAGCUCUCUAGUGAAUCAUUGCUGCUAGAGGUGGUGAAACAAGUGAAGGUCAAUGAUAGGGAAGAGGAUAAACUAGACCUUCCUGAAGAAGACACAGCAGCCAGAGCAGACAUAGAUGAGAAAGGAGAACAGAGUCAAAAGGAAAAACUGGUAUUAUCUGAAGACUGUGAACUUAUUACAGUCAUUGAUGUGAUUUCUGGCAGAUUUGAAGUUACUACUCAACACAUUUACUUCCAUGAUGGUAGCAUUGAAAAAGAAGAUGGAAUAGGUUAUGAUUUCAAAUGGCCUCACCCUCAAGUUCGAGAGAUACACCUACGACGGUACAACUUGAGAAGGUCGGCCUUGGAGAUUUUUCUCAUUGAUCAAUCCAACUACUUUCUCAAUUUCAAAAAGGAGGUCAGAAAUAAAGUGUACAGUCGACUCAUAUCAUUUCAUUCUCCAAAUAUUCAUGGAACCAGAUCACCACAGGAGUUAUUUAAAGCAUCAGGUUUGACACAGAAGUGGGUCAACAGAGAGAUUUCAAAUUUUGACUACCUCAUUCAAUUAAACACAAUGGCAGGAAGAACCUAUAAUGACCUUGCCCAAUAUCCUGUGUUUCCUUGGAUUUUGAAGGAUUAUACUUCAGAGGAUUUAGAUCUCAAUAACCCAGCUGUAUUCCGAGACCUCUCUAAGCCCAUUGGAGCAGUAAAUGAUAAGAACGCCAAAGCUGUGCAAGGAAAAUAUGAAAACUUUGAGGAUCCACUGGGGAUUGUUGACAAGUUUCACUAUGGUACUCAUUAUUCAAAUCCUGCUGGUGUUAUGCAUUAUCUCAUUCGUGUAGAACCCUUCACCUCCCUCCAUAUUCAGCUUCAGAGUGGAAGGUUUGAUUGUGCGGAUCGACAGUUCCAUUCUAUCCCUGCUACCUGGCAGGCCCUCAUGGAUAAUCCAUAUGAUGUGAAAGAGCUUAUUCCUGAGUUCUUCUACUUCCCAGAGUUCUUGGAAAAUCAAAAUCAUUUUAAUUUGGGGCGCCUACAAAUCUCUAAAGAAGUAGUAAAUGAUGUGGUUCUCCCUAAAUGGGCAAAAUCUUCUGAAGAUUUCAUCUAUAAACAUAGGAAAGCUCUGGAGUCUGAGUAUGUUUCUGCACAUCUUCAUGAAUGGAUAGAUCUGAUUUUUGGCUAUAAACAAAGGGGCCCAGAUGCAGUAGAAGCACUCAACGUUUUCUACUACUGUAGUUAUGAAGGAGCAGUGGAUCUUGAUGCCUUAACGGAUGAAAAAGAAAGAAAAGCUUUAGAAGGAAUGAUUAACAAUUUUGGACAAACACCCUGUCAGCUAUUAAAGGAACCUCACCCUCCAAGAUUAUCAGCAGAAGAAGUUGUACAGAGACAGACCAAAACUGACACUGCAACCUUGAACCUCUUCCAUCAUCUCCCUGAACUCAACUCAUUCUUUAUAGAGGGUAUCAGUGAUGGUGUUCCACUAGUAAAAGCUCUUGUUCCCAGGAAUCAGCCUCGUUCUUUUAUGACUCAGGGUAGCCCAGAGAUACUGUUAACAGUAAGCAUGAACUGUGUAAUCGGAACCCAUGGAUGGCUGCCUUAUGACAGAAAUAUUUCUAAUUAUUUUACAUUUAUCAAAGAUCAAACUGUAACAAAUCCUAAAACUCAGCGUGGCAUAAAUGGUCCUUUUGCUCCAGGACUGGAUAUUACUUCAAAGCUAUUUGUAGUAUCACAUGAUGCGAAGUUAUUAUUCAGUGCAGGACACUGGGACAAUAGCAUUCGAGUAACAUCACUAACCAGAGGCAAAAUGAUUGCACAGCACAUCAGGCAUAUGGAUAUUGUGACCUGCUUAUCCACAGAUUAUUGUGGAAUACAUUUGAUUUCUGGUUCAAGAGAUACUACGUGUAUGAUAUGGCAAGUAGCACAGCAGGGAGGUAUUCCUGUGGGCUUAGUGCCCAAACCCCUCCAGAUUCUUUAUGGACACACUGAUGAAGUAUCUAGCGUUGGCAUUAGCACCGAACUAGACCUGGCAGUGUCGGGAGCAAGGGAUGGCACUGUGAUUGUUCAUACAAUUCAGAAAGGCCAGUAUGUGAGGACUUUGCGGCCACCAUGUGAGAGUUCUCUCCUAUUGACAAUUCCCAACUUGGCCCUGUCAUGGGAAGGACACAUCAUUGUCCAUUCCAGCAUUGAAGAAAACACCACACUCAAGGAUAGAAAUGCAUUACAUCUCUUUUCUGUAAAUGGAAAGUAUCUAGGGUCUGAGGCCCUUACAGAACAAAUAUCGGAUAUGUGUGUAGCUGGAGACCACAUCAUAGUGGGCAGCUUGCAAGGGUUCCUGUCCAUACGAGAUCUGCACAGCUUAAAUCUGAGUGUCUCCCCAUUAGCCAUGAGGCUGCCCAUCUACUGUGUUUCUGUUACCAAAGAACAUAGCCAUAUUCUCGUGGGUCUGGAAGAUGGCAAACUGAUUAUUGUUGGUGUUGGCAAGCCAGCUGAGAUGCGUACAGGCCAGCUGUCCCGAAAGUUGUGGGGAUCCAGCAAACGGCUCAGCCAGAUUUCAGCUGGAGAGACAGAAUAUAACACUCAACAUUCUAAGUGAUUACUGCUUACAGCUGCUACCAUUGAUCACCAAAACUUAAUUUAUUUUUGUCACUUUAACCAAAUCUCUCGAUUUUAUGAUGACUCAACAUUUUAAAUUCUGAAAAUCAUUGGUAAAUUAUAAAAUUUAUUGUAUGUGUACUAUAUUUACAAAGGUACAGAGUCUUGUCUUCAUCAUUUUAAAAAUUCUUUAUCUAGUCCCAGUGAAUCAAAUGGUAUUAAUGCUCUUUCUUGUUCUGCACCAAAGUUGAGAAAAAUACAAGGGAUUAGACUUAGUGCUUGUUCUGUAAUCUAUUGUUUAUAGUCUGUAAACCAUUGUAUAGUCCAGAUUUUACUUCUGAGAAAACUAAGAUAAAAAUCAAAGAAAAUGAGACUUAUUUAUUUUGGUUAUAUUUAUCAUUCUAAACAGUACAAGAUAUGGUACUUAACUAUAAAAAGUUUAUAAUAGGAUAUUGGAGAAAAAAGAGGGCUUUUUACAUAAGCUUUUUAGGCUUUUCUUUUUAAAUUGACUAUUUAAGCAACUGAAUUGAUUUUUUUUUUUUGGAACUCCUCCUGAAUUUAAGAAUUCUUCAAGUCUGUUGCACUACUGCUGGAUGUUCCAAAAUCAUUUGUAGUUAAAGUACAAGGAUGUAUGAUAAACCCAAAAGAAAUAUAGAAAUUGCUACAUAACCCUCUUUCGAUAAAACUCACCACAUAGAUUUCUGAGAAAUUACUCAGAUGUAUUUUUAUCUUAAAAUUAUAAAGUCCAAGGGAAAAACAGAGGGACAAGGGGUACAUUUUUGUCCUUUUGAUUUAUUAGUAGUUGAAUUAUUUAAAUAAAAGUUAAUAAAUUCAAAUAUUCUAUGCAGGAUUGACAGUCAGAUCCUUUGAAAUGCAUUUGGAAAAUAAUAAUUCUACAUCUGCAUGAUGUUAUAUUGUGUAGCUUUUAUUAUUUCUGAACUUUUUUGUACUAAGCAGAUUGUUUUCUUGACGUUACUAGAAGUCAGCAAUUAUAUCCCAAGUUGAAAUUGUGUUCUAUUUUGACCUUCCUUUGAUGUGAUUUGUCUGUUAAUUGGAAAAAUGUACACCAUUUAAAAAGCAGUCAUUGAGAUAUAGUUCUUUUAAAAAUGCAUAUAUUUGCAACUGAUGUUUGUGAUAACUAGUUGGUUUAGAUUGAUGGACUUAAUUCCUGUUUAAUCUGGUUAAAUGCUGAAUGUCAAAGCAUUCAUUGUUCAAGACUAACAAGAAAGGAUUGGUUUUAUUUUAAUAGAAAAAGAUUAAGCACAAUGCCCUUAUAAAACCACCUUUUAUACUUCUAAUGUAAUGGAUUGAACUCACAAUUCUUUGAAACAAUAAUUUUCUAUAAUAUUCCACAUGGCAUAGUUUUUUCUACUUUAUUUAAUUAGAUCUAUAUGUAUGAUUGUGUUUAUUUAUUUUUAAAGUUUUAUUGAUGCCUUCUGUUUUUAAUAUCACAGUUUAGUUUUUUUUUUUUAAUUAAAUCUUUUCAUCCUCAAAUAACUUGAAUAAUCCAGGUAGCAUCUAUUAUUGAUCUCUUUAUAACUAUUGGUUGUUAAGAAAUUUUAAAUAAAAAAUUCUAUGUAGUGGAAGUUUUUAAAUAGAUAAGACAUAAUAGGAAGGGUUUGAUAUUAAGGAACAUUAAAAGAGAAGGAUGUGUUUCUAUGGUUUAAAUCAGUACAAAAUUUAAAAACGAAAUGCACUAGUAAAAUAAGGUAAAACAUAUUUAAGAAGGAUAUUACAGUGGAAAUAUUUUGAUGUCCCAAGGAUGUGUACAAUACAUACAAGGAUAAUGUCCCAAAUGUGUAAACUAAAGCAACUGUGACUGUAAAAUUAUGUGACAGGCAAAAAGGAUUAUAUAGUGGUCUUUGAACAGAAAUCUCUAGAUAAUGACUUUUGUUUUAUUGCAUUUAUUAGUUAAUUUCGUUCAAUUUUAAUAGAAUUAUUGCUAGAAUUAAUAAUCAGGUAACUGAUAAAAUAUGGAUAUCUGUGUAUAUGUUUUAGUUUUGCCAUUUUUGAGAUUUUAUCAAGUGGGAGGAACAUAAUGUUUCUAAAUGGACUGAAAAAUAGUAGUUUGUUUUAACCCAAAUGAAAUUAGAACUUUGUUUUGAAAUUUCUUUUAAGAUUUGUACAGAGAGAUUUAGAUGGGGUCACUUUUUAUUUAUUUAAAAAUAUGCAAAAUUAAGUACCAGAUGAUAUUUUAAUUGGAAGUUGGUACCUAUACAAAAUGCUGAGUAUGUCAUUGGAAUUUACUAGUAUAUUUUGAUUUACAUUAAAAAGUGUCAUAUUAUGCUUAUUUUCUAAAUGGAGAAACAGUGAACUUUCUCAGGUUUUCUACUGUUUAGAGAGAAAUAUAUUUUGUGGUACAAAUGCUAUAGGAUUUGGUCUUAACAGGAACUAAAUAGCUAAGGCCAAUUGUAUUACUAGAUACCCUAACAAUAGGAUGCUAGUUUUCUGUAAUCCUAUUUCUAUCAGUUUUUAAAAGUAUAACAUGCACUAAGGUACAAAGAAAAGUUAGCAUCACCAAGUUUAAGAUAAGACCACUUUUUAUAAACGAUUUUGGAAUUCUAAAAUAAUCCAGAAAAUUAUAUACAUUUGUUGACCAACAGAAAAUACAAAGAAAAAUAAUGGAUAAAAUCCAAGAGAAGUAAUAUAAACAUUUUGGACUUCAUGCAAAAACUUUAUAUUAUAUAAACUAAGCCCAUCUCAUUAGUUGGGUGACUCUGGAUGAGAUCACUUCUCUGAGCUUCCAUUUCUUCAUGUAAAAUGAGGAAUCUAGGUAUUUUCUGGCUCUAAAAACUCAGGGGUAUUCACAAUCACUUAAGGAAAAGAAUCAGAAUUAGGAUUUGCAAUUGAUUCUUAUAAAACCCAAAAUAUGACUGUUUUAAAGUCUUUUUGUCAUUUUAAAUUUUCUUAAAAUUCUGAUGGAAGUACCCUGAAUUAGUGAAUACAAAGGAUGACCCAGGUUCAGAUCCUACCUCUGGCACUUAAUACCUGUGUUGGCAUGGACAUCUUCGCUCCUUUGAGCCUCUGGCAAUGGGAGACUUUUUUUUGGCGAGGCAAUUGGGGUUGAGUGACUUGCCUAGGGUCACACGGCUAGUAAGUGUUAAGUGUCUGAGGCUGAAUUUGAACUCAGGUCCUCCUGACUCUAGGGCUGGUGCUCUAUCCACUGUGCCACCUAGCUGCCCCUGGGAGACUUUUAUUUAUACAGGACAAUGCAGUGGCUGUGAUUACAUUUUGAUAUUGGGCUUACUUCAAGAUAAAAAGCUAAAAAAAAUGUUUAUUUUAGUAAUUUCAACCCUUCAACUUAAUUUUUUACUGUCAGUUUUUAUCUAAAAUGGGGAGGGGAGGGGAAGGAACAAGAGGAAAAGGAGGAAUAGGAAGAGAAUUAAUAAUGGUAGGUAGUUAGGUAGCAAGUAAAAAACAAAAUCCUGUUGUAGUGAGAAAUAGAGACCCUAUGAAAUAUGAAGCACAUUUAAACCUGAAAAGAGAAUGGGUUUAAACUUUUCAUUUUCAUGUGAAGCUCAUAUUGCUAUCUUUUCUUCUAAUAGCAAUUUGGGUCCAGUUUGUGAAUGUUUUUUGUUUUGUUCCCCCCCACCACAAACCCCCCCACCCCGGGCAAUGAGGGUCAAGUGACUUGCCCAAGGUCACACAGCUAGUAAGUGUCAAGUGUCUGAGGCUGGAUUUGAACUCAGGUCCUCCUGAAUCCAGGGCCAGUGCUUUUUCCACUGCGCCACCUAGCUGCCCCUGUUUGUGAAUGUUUUUUUUUUUUGAAUCUUCAUUCCACAUACAUCCUUGGUAACUUUUAGCUAUCUUAUGAAUAAUAGUCACUUAUGACAUUGAAAUAAAUUAUGUUAUAAAAUAUUAUCCUUGAGAUCACGUAAGUACAUUUUCUAUAACAAAUGCCAGCUUUUUUUUCACAGGGAGUAGUAGUGAAGCUUAAUAUAUAUUUUUUUCAAUCUGGAAAUUAUCUUUGUAAUUUGCAUAGAGAAAUUAAAUGUAUGUCAGUUAAUUAGAUCUGGGAGUCCUGAAGUGACUCGUAUCCUUAUUUUCUAUUUUGUCCCAAUAGGAACAGAAUAUACUGUAAUAGUCAUCUGUUUCAUGAUUAGAGACCUUGUUUUUGUCAUGAUGUGCUUCGUAUUGCCUUUGCCCUGCGAGCUGUUGUGGAAAAUCUU
This is a messenger RNA of Dromiciops gliroides (monito del monte), 12701 nucleotides long. RefSeq names its product neurobeachin like 1 (gene NBEAL1). Gene Ontology annotation, cellular component: membrane; cytosol. Gene Ontology annotation, biological process: intracellular protein localization. Lineage: Eukaryota; Metazoa; Chordata; Mammalia; Microbiotheria; Microbiotheriidae. The record is from RefSeq and is a predicted model, not a curated record. Gene Ontology annotation, molecular function: protein kinase binding.